GUUGGGAGAGCAGGGGACACCCACCAGCCUCUUUGUCUGCAGUCCGAGGGUCUGUGCAGGCAGUUCCAUGGGCCACAGUCCAUGUGCUGGAGAACACUGGUGACUUGCUGAGUGGUGUCCCCUGACACCACUGAGCCUCGGGAUUGGGGGGGUGGGGUGCAGCAUCACACAGAGAAGCAAACCAUGCAGACUCCUGUGUGCCCACAUUGUGCCAGGGCCUGCGACCCCAGGGAGGUAGUUGGGUCGGGUCUUGGUUGAGGCUAGGAUCCUGGGGAUGUGCCUCGUUUUCUCUAUUUGGUAUGCCUAGGGAUAGACAGCGUAGGGACUCGCAGGACACUGCGGAGUGAGAAGAGUGGAGUGGGCUUGAACUCAGAUGCCAGAGCAGACUUUAGGUUUGUCUCACCUGAGUGCGGAGUACGUGAGAAUCCUGUCCUAAACCUCUGCACAGAGGAGCUAGAGCAGUCGGCUAGGUCCUGGAUGUUUGGGUGGGUGGGGGACGCAGUGAUGCAGACUGGGGGCUCAUGAAGCCCCCAAAGUGACGAAAGUAGGACGCACAGGUGGCCAGGGGAGGGUGUGCAUACAUGCCCCAGGCCAGCCUAGAACGUUCUCAGGUAGUCUCCAGGCUGCUUGCACUGCUGGGAGUGGUCGGGGCGCAUUAGGCUAGGACCAGCUCAACUAGGGCCAGCGCAAUUGUUUCUCUAACUGCAACUGCCAGGCGGAGGGGGCCGAGGGUCUGCGAUUGGCUGCGGACCUAAGGUCUUCCAUGGAUUGGCUAUUCCAGCUCAAGGGCUGAGCCAGGGGUGGUGGUGGGGAGGCAGAGUCCGUCCUCCGAGACUUCAAAUAGGAAACCCCCAAUAGGCGCGGGCAAAUCAGAAGUGGUGCAGUUGACUGGUGAGGCGAGGGAACCGCAGACCGCUCGGGCGCAAAGGGACCAGGGCGCCGAGGUCCCGCUGCGCGCGCCGGGAGGACCCAAGGACCAUCAGGCGCGGGUCUCGCUUAUUUUGGUCAUGGGGUCCGCAGCGUUGGAAAUCCUGGGUCUGGUGCUGUGCCUGGUGGGCUGGCUGGGCCUGAUCCUGGCUUGUGGACUGCCCAUGUGGCAGGUAACCGCCUUCCUGGACCACAACAUCGUGACGGCGCAGACCACCUGGAAGGGGCUGUGGAUGUCGUGCGUGGUGCAGAGCACCGGGCACAUGCAGUGCAAGGUGUACGACUCGGUGCUGGCGCUGAGCGCUGAGGUGCAGGCCGCGCGCGCGCUCACCGUGGGCGCCGUGCUGCUGGCCCUGGUCGCGCUCUUCGUCACCCUGACCGGCGCGCAGUGCACCACCUGCGUGGCCCCGGGCCCCACGAAGGCGCGCGUGGCCCUCACCGGGGGCGCGCUCUACGCGCUGUGCGGGCUGCUGGCGCUGGUGCCGCUCUGCUGGUUCGCCAACAUCGUGGUCCGCGAGUUCUACGACCCCACAGUGCCGGUGUCCCAGAAGCACGAGCUGGGCGCGGCGCUGUACAUCGGCUGGGCGGCCUCGGCGCUGCUCAUGUGCGGCGGGGGGCUGGUGUGCUGCGGCGCCUGGGUCUGCGCCUGCCGCCCGGAGUUCAGCUACCCGGUGAAAUAUUCGGCGGCGCCGCGUCGGCCGGCGGCCAGCGGCGACUACGACAAGAAGAACUACGUCUAGGGGCGGGGGCCACGGCGGGGCUCCUCCCGGCAGCCCGGCCCGCGAGAGCCGGAGGACCCGCUGCGGGAGCCGCGCCCGGAUGGGGGUCUCAGCUGACUCGAGGACGCCGCGAGCUGGGCGGCGCUCGGACCAAACCAGCCGGCGUGCCCGCAGCGCGCCAGACCGGCCCCGCCUGGAGCAGAUGCGCCCUUGUGAGGAUUUGAUCGGCUUUUCUGUGCGUGCCUGGAGCUGUCACGACAGAGGUGGGGCUCAGAAAUGAGUGCUAGACUGCAGAUGCCAGCUCCUCCUGGGAUCCUGGAUGUCGUCUUACUUCCCAGCGGUCCCUGCGAACCUCGGAGGGCAAAUGAAGAGCCCAGAACCCCAGAUGCCUUUUCCUUCUCAGCAGGGCAGAACCUGUGAGAUCAAGAGACUUAGCCUGGACCUUUUCUCAACCCAGCGGUCCACUUGGGGAGGCCUGUGGGCACUAGAGCGUGAGCUGGGGCUGCCCCUCCUUGCAGCUUGGGGGAGUUGGUGGGGAGGCUAAGAAUUUGCUUAGUAAAUGGUUUCAACACUC
This is a messenger RNA of Jaculus jaculus (lesser Egyptian jerboa), 2220 nucleotides long. It is a transcript of the gene Cldn5, whose product is annotated as claudin 5. Gene Ontology annotation, molecular function: structural molecule activity. Gene Ontology annotation, biological process: bicellular tight junction assembly; cell adhesion. The record is from RefSeq and is a predicted model, not a curated record. The transcript has a single exon. NCBI's taxonomy places the organism in Eukaryota, Metazoa, Chordata, Mammalia, Rodentia, Dipodidae. Gene Ontology annotation, cellular component: plasma membrane; bicellular tight junction. Bases 1008 to 1667 code for a protein of 219 amino acids.